CGCCGCAAAUAUUUAUUAAUUAAUGUGAUUAUUCAUAUGGUCCGUUAUUACUAUUAUUAUUAUAUUAUUUUAAUGCUAUUUGUAACAAGUAUUUUCUGAUCAUAAUAAUUACCUUGUCAUAGGAAGUAAUAGAACAGCAGAAACUGGUGACGUUAUGCACGGAGACUAAACCGCAAGUUCGUCAAGUUCGUCAUGUUCGUCAUUAAGAAGGAUAAAAUUAAUUUCAAAUGUAUUAUAUUUGUUUUAACAUUAUGUAGUUUUAAAUACAUAAUUGAAACAUAGUAAACGUAAUAUUAGAUAUGAAAGGAUCAGAUAAAUAUUAUACAUCAAACUCUAUCAUGUAUCAAAUGAAUCAGAAGUAUGGGUAAAAUAAAACGUAAUGGUCAUCUACCACAAAUAAAAGAAAACAAUCCACUGACUGUAGCCACCAGCCAAUCUGAUGACAAUAUACCAGUCGAUCAUAAAGAAACAAGACAUGAAAGUGGUCGGCAGUCCAACAAGAAAGGGAGUCAUAAAAGAUGUCUUUGGUGUCGUCUGUUUUGUCAUUGGUGUACAUUGCCUCUGCGUACUGAACAGAACCCGUUGCCGAGCAGCCCAUCGUUUUGUGAGAGAUUCAAGUUUGCAUUUCUGUGUCCCCCACAUGGCAGAGUGGGGGGAUUCUUGUUUCUUUUUGUUUUAUUCUUCACAUGGUGGGGUGUUCUCAUCGCUGUCACGGACAAGGAUGCACUUCCUGGUGGGAAUUUGUUCUCCUUGUUAAUUCUGUUCAUCAGUUGCUGGAUUGGAGGAUAUCUCAUGACGUUAAUCAGACUGCCAGCAUUGCUGGGUAUGCUAGUUACUGGGAUAGUGGUUAACAACAUUCCACAAAUUUCCUUCGGAAGGGACACAAACCACGCCUGGUCUGCUAACAUAAGACAGAUUGCGUUGACUGUGAUACUGAUACGAGCGGGUUUGGGCCUGGAUCCGAAGGCUCUGCGUCGACUCUCAUUUGUGGUGUUACGACUUGCUUUCUCACCCUGUCUUGUGGAGAUGUUGACCAUUGGAAUCGCUGCUCAUUUUGUGUUAGAAUUUCCAUGGACUUGGGGAUUCAUGCUUGGAUUUGUUUUAGCUGCAGUGUCUCCGGGGGUAGUUGUCCCAUGCCUGCUCAGUCUACAGCAGAGAGGUUACGGGGUGGACAAGGGCAUCCCCACUUUAAUCAUUGCGGCCGCCAGCAUCGACGACGUGCUGGCCAUUACAGGCUUCGGUCUCGUCUUGGGAUUAACUUUCACUCAUGAUAAUGUUGUGUGGAGUUUGUUUAAAGGGCCAGUAGAAGCAAUGGUUGGACUCUCGUAUGGUCUUGUAAUGGGAAUAACACUCUGGUAUAUUCCUCAUAAAUCAAGUAACCAUUUGGUAUUGUUUCGGAGUAGUCUUCUUGUGGGUCUUGCUCUCCUAGCAAUCCUACUGUCCAUAUACCUAGAGUGGUCAGGAGCGGGACCCCUCGGCUGUCUGUCGCUGGCCUUUGUAGCCGCGUUGAAAUGGAGGAAAGAGGUUCACCCUGAUGACAAGCAUCCAAUAGACGAUGUUGUUGGUGUAUUGUGGAUGAUUUUUCAACCCCUGCUGUUUGGUUUGAUUGGAGCUGCAGUUGAUAUCAGUGUCAUCGAAGUGACGACAAUCGCUCGUGGAAUUUACACGCUGUGUAUCGGGCUGGCUUUCCGGAUGGUUGUUUCGUUUCUCGUGGUGCUCCACACAAAACUCAUCUUGAAGGAGCGGCUCUUCGUCGUCAUCGCCUGGAUCCCCAAGGCUACUGUUCAGGCUGCAAUAGGAGGACUUGCAUUGGACCAGGCUAUAAUGCGAAAGGAUAAUGGAAUACAGAAUGCUGAAGAGAUAAAAUAUGGUGAACAGAUAUUAACAAUUGCUGUGUUGUCGAUCAUCCUGACCGCUCCACUCGGUUCCAUCCUCAUUACGAUUCUGGGUCCAAAAUUACUACAGCUGUCUACAAUGUUCACAGUAGAAACGCGUUACAAAGCGCAAGAGAGCACUGAAACGAGUAUUGGUACAUAUUACGAGAAUCAAGAUAAAGAAAACCAACGUGAAGAUAGCCAAAAUACAAUUCCCAUUGUGGGGAGCGACUGCUACUCCAGCACCAGUCAACAGAUAAACUCUUCAGAAUACCAUUUUGACAUUGAUCCUUCAAAAAAGAUAAAAACGGAUUCCAAAGAGAGCAUCCCUAAACCAUGACAGAACAUUACUUGUCGAGUUAUUUUAGAAAGAAUUAAUGGCAUAUAUUUGUCGAUAUACCGAUUAAUCCAUUAUUGAUAACGUCAGCUUAAACUGAAAUUUAAGGACAACAAAAUUAUGGCUAUGAAAAAACCCAAAUGGAGUGAGGGUGAUUUUUUCAAGUCGGUUGAGAUAGAAAAGUCAUUUUAUUUUUUAAUGGUGACCUAGUAUACACUUCCAAACUUUUUAAAAGCAUUUAUGAUACUUCUUAUUGUUUAUAAUAUUUUGCUGUGCAUUAUUUAAAACAGUAUGUCUCAAUUGAGGAAAUUGUGCACAUCUUGAGAUAGAAUUUCCUGGUAGUAGAUUUGGAUUAUUUUAGUUUCUAGGGUCUCACACUCUGGAGAAAAAACCCCAACAACACCAUAAUGGCAUGUUGUUAGUUAAACUACUGGAAUAAUAAUAAUAUUAAGAUGGUAAAAACCCCUAAAAACUGGAGUUUCACUGUAUAUGUUAUGAAUAGGGUUAGGGACCUUAAAAAGGUUUUAAACAUUUAAAGAAAACUAAAUCCAAAUAAUAUAUACUCAAAAAAAUUAAUUAAUUAAAAGCCAGUAGAUAAUUUUUACAUAAUGAAACCUCCAAAACGGUCUUUAGAGCAUUUAUUUUUCUGUCAUCAAACAUGUUGGCCAUCUUGAAAAUUUAAGCAAAAGCUGAAUUCAACAGUGAAAAGGAUAAGACACAGUUCACCUACAUGAAAGUUAAUAAACUUGGAAAACUUGAUCACUUGAUGGGGAAAUUGUAUCAAAAAAUGUUGAUAGUAUCAACGUUUCAAACACAGACUAAACAUUUUUGGAGGCAUUUCACAAUUUUUCAGGGCUCUUUUUGUUUUUCAUUAAAGACAAAAAAAAUAAUUGCUUUAAUUAAUAAAUGAAUGGCAAUAUAUAUAACGAGCAUAUUUUAUUAAUUAAUAAUACAUUUUAUGGGUGUUUUUUAAAGACAGUUUUAUUGAAAAAGGCUUGUUUAAUCUGAGGGCACCAUGGUGCAGGUUAAGGCAAGAUGGCACUAGGCUACUGAGGCAUGGUGCCGCACCAUGCUAAAACAAGCUCGGUCAGAUUAAUCUGUCUGUUUUCGUAAUACAGCCUCCGGGCACCUGAAACUCCAACCACUCUUGACAUAUUACAGGUACUUUCUCUGUCUGUUUUACUUUCAUUCAAUCAGAAAAGCAGCUUUGUAAACAUUUACUCAGCCUGCAUGAAAAUAACAUUGUUUACAUGAGUAAAUACAGAGCUCACCAUGUCCAUUGUCAAAUUAUUGGCUACUCUACUUUUCUAAAAAUGGGCUUAACCAAAUUUAUUCCAGUGUGAGCCCUGAACUAUAAGUUUAAGAAUAUAAACUGAUAUAGAACCAAGUUCAAUAAAUUACACACUAGCCCUGAACUAUAAGUUUAAGAAUAUAAACUGAUGUAGAACCAAGUUCAAUAAAUUACACACUAGCCCUGAACUAUAAGUUUAAGAAUAUAAACUGAUAUAGAACCAAGUUCAAUAAAUUACACACUAGCCCUGAACUAUAAGUUUAAGAAUAUAAACUGAUAUAGAACCAAGUUCAAUAAAUUACACACUAGCCCUGAACUAUAAGUUUAAGAAUAUAAACUGAUAUAGAACCAAGUUCAAUAAAUUACACACUAGCCCUGAACUAUAAGUUUAAGAAUAUAAACUGAUAUAGAACCAAGUUCAAUAAAUUACACACUAGCCCUGAACUAUAAGUUUAAGAAUAUAAACUGAUAUAGAACCAAGUUCAAUAAAUUACACACUAGCCCUGAACUAUAAGUUUAAGAAUAUAAACUGAUAUAGAACCAAGUUCAAUAAAUUACACACUAGCCCUGAACUAUAAGUUUAAGAAUAUAAACUGAUAUAGAACCAAGUUCAAUAAAUUACACACUAGCCCUGAACUAUAAGUUUAAGAAUAUAAACUGAUAUAGAACCAAGUUCAAUAAAUUACACACUAGCCCUGAACUAUAAGUUUAAGAAUAUAAACUGAUAUAGAACCAAGUUCAAUAAAUUACACACUAGCCCUGAACUAUAAGUUUAAGAAUAUAAACUGAUAUAGAACCAAGUUCAAUAAAUUACACACUAGCCCUGAACUAUAAGUUUAAGAAUAUAAACUGAUAUAGAACCAAGUUCAAUAAAUUACACACUAGCCCUGAACUAUAAGUUUAAGAAUAUAAACUGAUAUAGAACCAAGUUCAAUAAAUUACACACUAGCCCUGAACUAUAAGUUUAAGAAUAUAAACUGAUAUAGAACCAAGUUCAAUAAAUUACACACUAGCCCUGAACUAUAAGUUUAAGAAUAUAAACUGAUAUAGAACCAAGUUCAAUAAAUUACACACUAGCCCUGAACUAUAAGUUUAAGAAUAUAAACUGAUAUAGAACCAAGUUCAAUAAAUUACACACUAGCCCUGAACUAUAAGUUUAAGAAUAUAAACUGAUAUAGAACCAAGUUCAAUAAAUUACACACUAGCCCUGAACUAUAAGUUUAAGAAUAUAAACUGAUAUAGAACCAAGUUCAAUAAAUUACACACUAGCCCUGAACUAUAAGUUUAAGAAUAUAAACUGAUAUAGAACCAAGUUCAAUAAAUUACACACUAGCCCUGAACUAUAAGUUUAAGAAUAUAAACUGAUAUAG
Messenger RNA from Gigantopelta aegis, 4872 nucleotides. Its product is annotated as sodium/hydrogen exchanger 9B2-like. Gene Ontology annotation, molecular function: antiporter activity. NCBI's taxonomy places the organism in Eukaryota, Metazoa, Mollusca, Gastropoda, Neomphalida, Peltospiridae. The coding region runs from base 361 to 2214 and encodes 617 amino acids. The record is from RefSeq and is a predicted model, not a curated record. The transcript has 11 exons. Gene Ontology annotation, biological process: proton transmembrane transport. Gene Ontology annotation, cellular component: membrane.